Hevea brasiliensis (rubber tree) is the source of this 2685-nucleotide messenger RNA. RefSeq lists its product as uncharacterized. NCBI's taxonomy places the organism in Eukaryota, Viridiplantae, Streptophyta, Magnoliopsida, Malpighiales, Euphorbiaceae. Bases 132 to 1913 code for a protein of 593 amino acids. The transcript has 3 exons. The record is from RefSeq and is a predicted model, not a curated record.
CAUGCCCAGGUUACUUAAGCGGUUAGGCAGCCAAGUAACUAUUUCUGAGAUGAGGAAGCAAAGCAUAUCAGCAGCUAAACAAAUUGGGUUAUGCGCUUUCUUUUUUGAACUUGCUACACUUUUCUCACUCAAUGCUCCGCUCUCUCCGCUCCCGUCGCCGCCCCCGUUACGGAGCACACUUGUGCGCCGUCAUCUCCGCUCUCCUCCUCCUCAUCUCAUUGUCUCUCCUUCAUACCCGUCUCUCUUCCUCUCACUACUAUGGCCGCUACCAUCACCACGGCUACCACAGCCGCUCCCGAAACGACGCUGAUUCAGCCGCCAUCAUUCAUCAAAAUCCCCUUCUAUCUGAUUCCGACGACAACUCAAACGAUGACGUAGUCGACAAGAUAGACGAGCACGAUACCUUCGAAGACCAAAACGACAGCACUGGUUUCAGAAUUGACGAUGAAGAGUUAUCUGAAGGGGACCUUGAAAAUGGCCAAACCAAAAGCAAAAGGAAGAUUUCCUCUUCUGGGUAUUUUGUAGAUCACAUAACCGGAUCGAUUCGCAGAGCUCUCAAUAAACGCUCAAUCGACGAUUGGGAUUAUGAUUAUAAUUCGUUUAGUGUGGGGUUGAACGUAGAGGAUCAAAGCAAGGACGCGUUUGGAAGUGACGAUAUUCCUAUAGAUGAGCAUGUGAGGAGGAAAGUCAACGAGGUUGAUGGGAUUGAGGAUGCCUUGUUGUUAAAGAUUGGGAAAAGAGUUUCUCCAUUAAGGGAAGGGUGGGGGGACUGGUUUGAUAAGAAGAGCGAUUUCUUGAGGAGGGAUAGAAUGUUCAAGUCGAAUUUGGAGAUGUUAAAUCCUUUGAAUAAUCCCUUUUUGCAGGACCCUGAUGGGGUUGGGGUUACUGGGUUGACGAGAGGGGAUAAGGUGUUGCAGAAGCUGUUGUUUAAUGAGUUUAAGAAGACCCCAUUUCUUGUUAAGAAGCCGUUGAGGGUUUUGAGAAUGACUUCCGAGGAUGAAGUGGAAGAAAAUGGUCAUGUGGUUGGAAUUAGGAAGAGCGGUGAUAAUGGCAGAGGAACAGAGAGAGAGAGUGAUUUCAAAAAUGGGGGUGGGAUUAAAAUAGCAGAAAGGAGGAUUUUUCAUGAGAAUGAGAGUACUGGAUCACAUAGUGAGAGAUUAAAAAAUGUUAUUGAAAAUCUGAUUUCUGGUGGGAAUGGGAAUGUAUUGAAUGAAGAUGAAAGUAAUGUGAUUCAAGGGUCCAGUUCAAGUAAGGGAUCAUCUACUGAGAAUAUAAAAGAUCCCAAUGGAAAUGGGAAUUCAAAUACAAAUGAGAAUAGUAUUGAUGGAGAACUAAGGCAAAUGGAGAAUAGAGAGUCUAAGUUGCGGAGGAAGUCUGAGGAGUUGAGUUAUGCACUUGCAGACGGGAAAAGAUGGGGUUAUUUUCCUGGUUUGCAUCCUCAUUUGUCUUUCUCAGAUUUCAUGGAUUCUUUUUUCGGGAAGGAGAAGUGUGACAUCAGGGUGUUCAUGGUGUGGAAUUCCCCGUCUUGGAUGUAUACUGUUAGGCACCAGAGGGGACUUGAGAGUCUGCUGUUGCACCACAGAGAGGCUUGUGUUGUAGUGCUAUCGGAGACAAUUGAGCUGGAUUUUUUUGCUGACAGCUUUGUGAAAGAUGGUUACAAAGUUGCUGUUGCCAUGCCAAAUCUUGAUGAAUUGCUAAAGGAUACACCAACCCAUGUAUUUGCUGAUGUUUGGUAUGAGUGGAAAGGGACAAAGUUCUAUCCCACGCACUACAGUGAGCUUAUCCGGCUUGCUGCUCUCUACAAUAUGCUUCUUCCACUUCCCAUGCUUGUGAAUACCAGUGUUGUGAAAGGCACACCUGAGGGGCGAGACACAAGGGGCACCAGAGGCUGUGCCUCUGACCAGGAGAGGUGAGCGCCCUCAUCCAGGCACACCUGAGCGCAGCAAGGCGCAAGGCGCACCUAGGCACACCCAGGUGAGGUGAGGCAGGGAUAUAAAAGGGCCAAAAAAACAGAGCCCUAAUUUAUUUUAUCCCAUGUGACGCAGCAGAGAAAGACAAAGGGGAACUUUUUUUCUUCCAUCCACACAACAGAGAAACUCCCAAAAGAAAAAGAAGGAGAAGAGAAGAAGGCAAGAAAAAAGGCUUACCUUUUGUCUCCCAUCUUCCAUCCAAUGCCUUUACACUGUACAGUAAUUUUUUUUUUUUUAAUUUCUGCUUGCUGUUCUCUUCGACUCUUUUUUUCUUCAUGGGUCUUCUAUCUUCUCUUCGAAAACACCAUUUUCUACUCGUUGCCUUCAUGGGUCUUUUAUAGGUACCAUCUUAUCUUCUUCUCCUUACAUAUACUGUUGUUUUUUUUUUUUCAUUGGUUAUAUGUUCAGUUCUCUUCAAAAACACCAUUUUCUACUAUUUCUCUUCAUGGGUCUUCUAUGGGUACCAUCUUUUCUUCUUCUCUUCAGUCUUCACAUAUAAUAUGAUACUGUUGCUUUUUUUUUCCUCUUCAGUCUUCCCAUCUUCAAUCUUCACAAUAUAUAUGUUACUGUGGCUGUUACUAUUAAUUUAUAUUUAUGUGGCAUGGAUUAUUAGAGAAAUUAUAAUUUAGUGAAAGAAGCGAUUGAAAUUGUAUUACCAUUUUGGUAAAAUUAUAAUUUAGUGAAAUUCUUUAAUUGAAAUUGUGUUAUCAUUUUA